Messenger RNA from Aspergillus tubingensis, 1668 nucleotides. RefSeq names its product Hsp70 family protein. The transcript has 12 exons. The record is from RefSeq and is a predicted model, not a curated record. NCBI's taxonomy places the organism in Eukaryota, Fungi, Ascomycota, Eurotiomycetes, Eurotiales, Aspergillaceae. Bases 1 to 1668 code for a protein of 555 amino acids. Gene Ontology annotation, molecular function: ATP binding; ATP-dependent protein folding chaperone.
AUGUCGAAUCCUCGUAUCGUUAUUGGACUUGACUUCGGCACCACUUAUAGUGGUGUCGCCUGGGCUUUGAGAGAUUGUCCAGAUAAGCCAGAAGUCAUAAUGUCGUGGCCUGGAGCUGGGAACCGGACAACACCUAAAGUCCCUAGCACCAUGGCGAUCAAAUGCGGUGGGCGUGUCCAUUGGGGUUACCAAACCAACUACCUUGUUGGAGAUAAUAUCCGGGGCAUGAAGCUAUUAUUAGAUGAGCCCCAGAAUUCAGGAUACGUAGCAUCUUUGAUAGAUGCGGGACUGCUCAAAAGGUCGCGCAUACCUGCGGUUACUUUGACAGGCAUGUAUCUAACAGGACUGGUUGACCACACCAAGAAGAUUCUCCAGAGGCGCUUUGGCCCAGCAGCCGAACAGAUGGAGAUGAAGUAUGUCCUAACGGUGCCGGCCAUUUGGUCUGAUAAGGCAAAGGAUGCGACCUUGAAAGCUGCUUCAAGGGCCAAAAUCCCUCAGAAGGAUAUUACUUUGGUAUCUGAGCCAGAGGCGGCAGCUUUGUACUGCCUCAAUGCAAUUCAACCUAACUCCAUCGAGAACAACGAUGUUGUCGUAGUAUGCGAUGCCGGUGGUGGUACUGUGGAUCUCAUCUCAUACUGCGUGAAGACGGUGUCUCCAUUGCGCUUGGAGGAGGUAUCCGAGGGCAGCGGUGACAUCUGUGGAUCGGUUCUGCUCGAUGCCGCAUUCAAGACUUUUCUCAAUGUCCUGGUGAACGAUAAGCACCUAAGUGGAAAAUCCUCCGAAUUGGCGUUGAAGUACUGGCAAGAUCAAAUUAAGCCCAAUUUUGCGAGUGACCCGGACUUUGAGGAGGAGACCCAUUUUGUACCUCUGCCUGGAUUGAAGGACAACCCCAAGAUAGGUCUACAAGAUGGGUUUCUUCAGCUGGAGGGUGCUCAGAUUAAGAAGAUCUUCGAUCCGGUUGUUGACCGAGUCAAGGUGCAGAUAGUUCACCAGGUUAAUAGUGCUAGAGCGAAAAAUAUGCCAGUGAAGGCAAUCCUUUUGGUGGGAGGAUUCGGGUCAUCCGAGUACCUCUAUCACUGUAUUCAGGAGACAUUCAGUGACAUUGCUGUGAUGCAGCCACCAAACUCGUGGUCUGCUGUGAUGCUUGGUGCGGUUCGAUAUGGUUUGGGAGGCAACCAGGUUACGAACCGAAUUGCUCGAUGCCACUAUGGCAUUUGGCAUGAAACACAUAAUCCCGACACAAUGGCUAAGUUUCCAGACGCAAAGAGAUUCUGGGAUGACUUGAAGGAAAGGUGGUAUAUUCGCGACAUGAUGAAGUGGUAUAUCCACAAGGGCGACGAGAUUCACGAAGGAAAACCCAUUAGGAUGGGUUUUGACACCACCGUUGCUGUUGGCAGAACGCCCAGUGUUUUUAGCAGACUAAAAAUAUGCCUUCACAAUGAAGCGCCAGAACGUAGCGAUAGUAGUGUCUACCAGUUGUGUACCUUGACAACUGAUUUAAGCAGUGUACCAACUCGAUACUUCACAAAACACACGAACAGCAAAGGCACGGAGUACUACACUAUUAGUCAUGUCAUGAUUAUGACCCCGGGGUCCGCCUCAAUUAAAUUCGAGCUGGAGUUUAAUGGCCAAUCUUAUGGGGAGGUUCAGGCUACUUAUUUCGAUUGA